This is a messenger RNA of Rhodofomes roseus, 2132 nucleotides long. RefSeq lists its product as uncharacterized. The coding region runs from base 329 to 1657 and encodes 442 amino acids. The record is from RefSeq and is a predicted model, not a curated record. Lineage: Eukaryota; Fungi; Basidiomycota; Agaricomycetes; Polyporales; Fomitopsidaceae. The transcript is spliced from 2 exons.
CUGGGUCCGUCAAAUCUCAGCAUGAGAGUCCGGAGUUGGUAACAUUGUCGGAGUGUGCGGCCCGGCGUCUCGCAGCGUCUCACACGUGUGAGACGGGCGGUUCCUCGAAGGGCGUUCAUGCGUCAGUGAUUCGACAGCGAAGGAUUUCCCUGGUGACCGCCACAAGGCCUGCGAGCGUUGGUUAUCGGAGUCCACGAGCAGUUUGCCGCCAUACAUAUCGCAGCCCAUCUGGGCGCUGUGCAGGUCAGUCACUGCGGCCACCCUCCCCCCGCUCUGACCGAUGCACCGCCAUCCUCAUCGCUGAUUCCCAAGCUGACCCGUGCCCGCCAUGCUAGCAGCAUUACAGCACGGUGAGCGUCUCAUCGCGCGGCAGACGCUCUCGCUCGUGCCCUCCAGUGCGCUCCCAGGGUCUGUGCUGUCCAUAACCAGGCCCGACCCGACAAACACGAACACCGACUCGGGGUCGCCAACCUUGCCCUUGAGUACGUCGUUGAUCUCGACCGGCAGCGGCUCAUCGACGUCUACGCCCCCCGCUUCCUCUGCCUCCUCGUCCCUUCCUGGAUCUUCUACGUCCUCGUACCCUGCGUCCUCGGUUCCCACGACCAGCAACGUCAUGUCAUCCACAUCCGAGACCUCUUCCAGCGCGAGCACCUCCCCCACCAGCGUUGUCCUGGUCGGCUCACAUGUCAAGACGGGUGCCGUCAUCGGCGGUGUGAUUGGUGGAGUUGUCUUCGUGCUCCUGGUCAUCGCAGGGCUGCUCCUCUACUUGCGUAUUCGGCGCCAGAUACCCGGUCGCUCGCGCCGCCGCUCUAUGGGCGAAUUCGACUCGGGGCGACCGGCAGGCCAAUACGCUGGUCUGUCCUCGCGGAACGGCACCUUUGAAGCCGUCGCCGUCCCCCCUCGAUCGCAUCAGCGGUCGGGCUCGCGUUCGUAUCCCCAGGCCGACUCGUUGGGCAUGAUCGUCACCCCGACGACCAGCAGCGCAGGGCACGAUACAUCGCCAUUCGAUGAGGCGGUUGUCAAGGAGGGACAGAAGCCCCGUGCUGGACGCCGCCGAUCAGAGUACAUCGAGACCGUCCCGCCGCUCGAUUACGCACCGCAGGCUACCGAGACCUCGCCGCGCCGUGCACGCAAGCCAUCGAACGGAUCGAGCACGCGGGCUGUCGCCCUCGCGAAGCUGAACACCAGCACCGCGAACAACAGUACGUCGACCACUGCCACGGCGUCGUCAAGACACUCUCGGCAGCGCUCGAUGGAUCGGAGUGCGUACGCGGGGGCGGGCAGCAGUAUUCCGUCCACGCCGACCGCGGUGUCGCACACGCACACCCGGGGUACGCCCAGCAGCCCGACGAGCCCGGUCAGCCCGUACGCGGCCGAACCGAUGAGUCGGAGCACGUCGACGAACGUCGGCGCGGUGCGCCGGAACCCGACGCGCAAGCCCGUCCCGUCGUACCAUUCCAGCGCCUCCGCCGCGUCCACGGAGAAACGGCAGUCCACCUCGAGCACGCCCGCGCAGAGCCUCACGCCCGCGCACUCGCGCGAGGACCUGGACGGCCGCCGGUUCACCGCCCCGGACUUGAACCACAAGUCGAGCUUCGGCGACGCCCGCCCUGUACACUAUCUCGUGCCGGACCUCCCUCCCUCCGCGCGCAAGUGAGGGCCGGUGUAAAAUGUACCAGUAGCAGUGUGGUGCGUCUUGCCGAGUGUGCUGGUGAUGGACCGGUGGACUGAUCGUGCGCAGCAGUGUAGGUUGUCGCGCUUGCUUUUAUCGUUAUCCUUCGAAUUUCGCAGCUUGCUUUGUUUUCGUUGCCAGGACGGUUUAGGAACACCUCUUCGCCUAAUUCUCGCUGUGGCCUUCGGUGGCCAUCAGCCCUUGCUGUCGUCGUACGUAGGUACCGACGCUGAUCACCCUUUUCGUGCCGCUAGAUGCCUACGCCUCCCCCGUCACCCCCAGCCCUUGCCCCUGCCGUCCUACGGCUAUCUAUGCAUGUACCCAUCUACAGCAUCUAGUUGCUGAUGUAGUUGCUUCUUCACGCCUUACGACUUGUUGUAAUGACAUACGAAUCACCUACCCACUUCGACCGCAGACGCGCAGUACUGUGUAUGGGCGCGGGGCGCGCCCACAUUGGUGG